Trichoderma citrinoviride is the source of this 1263-nucleotide messenger RNA. RefSeq lists its product as hypothetical. The transcript has 2 exons. Lineage: Eukaryota; Fungi; Ascomycota; Sordariomycetes; Hypocreales; Hypocreaceae. The record is from RefSeq and is a predicted model, not a curated record. The annotation marks the transcript as partial.
AUAGCAUGGCAUCUGCCCAGUCCCUGGGAAGCCCGCUCUCUGGACAGUCCGAACGGCGCAAAAAGUUGGCAGACCAUCGAUCACCUCUCCAGAAGCUUGAGCUGACGCUCGAUAGCAUGACCAAGGAGGAAAAGAGAGCGCGGGUGCAGGCUGCAGAGGCACGCGCGAGAGCGAGGGCUGCCAAGAGGGCUGCUGAAGCUGCCGAAAGCCGCUCUCACGCCGUCAACCAGCCGCUCUCGCCCCCGGCUCCUGUCCAACGUCAACAACAGCCUCCCGCGGCAGCGCUUGAGUCGACGCCCCCGAAGCCUCAAAGAGCUGCGUCUCAGCGGGAUUUCAAUCCGUCCAAAGCCGUGGUCGCGCAACCACAACGCGCCGCCGACGACCAAUACUACCGCCAGAAUCAAGAUGUGCCCCGUCAGCAACCCAGGCAGCUGCCUCAACCCCCGGUGCGCGAGGAGCAGCAGCCGAGGCAGUUGCCCCAGCCACCUCGCAGAUACCCGCAAGAGGGCCCGCGAUUCGACGACCAACGUCGAUACACCAGCCAAGAGGCUCCUCACCACUCUCGGGCUGCGAGCAUGGACCAGCGGACAUUCAUCCCGGCAGCGGAUGUUCCUAAGCGCAAUCUCAGCUUCCGGGAACGGGACGCCUCCCGCGAGGGGAGGCCGCAUGAUGCGGACGCGAACCAGUCCUCGAAGGAAUCGAGCGGUUUCUCGUUGACGCGCAAUGGAAGCAACAAACUGAGAAAAGAGCCUCCGGAGGAAGUGUGGCAUCGAAUACGCUCUGAAGCCGAGCGACGACAGCCACCGGCGCAGCAGCAGCCUGCCCAGAACCACCAGUACAAGGACCUGACUCGAUCUCCCCAAGCCACGGCAGGUGUACCACCACCAGCUGCGCAAUCACGCAGCAAGGAGCUGCCUCCGCUUCCCCUUGCGGUGAAUGACGAGACCAAUGUUCGGCCGGAAGCGAGGAAGGCUCACCAAUCUGCUACCGAGGCUGAGAUCGAACACAUGCAGCGGCGAGCCACGGAGCCCGUCUACGCCCGGGAAGAGCGAGGGUUGAAUGCCGACUAUGCCCCUGCGGCGGCCAUUGGCAGGAUCAUUUACGAGGCGAGUCAAAAAGCCCGAGGACGCUUUCCACAGUCGAAUUCAGCAGCAAAGAGCUUGGAAGAUCAGACGGGCCAUGAUCUAAUCGAGGACACACAGAAGCCACAGGAGCCACUGCAGUCGCAUAUGCCGCGCAUGCCGCAGGAGCCUCAGGCGUUGC